This is a messenger RNA of Nymphaea colorata (pocket water lily), 4685 nucleotides long. RefSeq names its product L-type lectin-domain containing receptor kinase SIT2-like. The record is from RefSeq and is a predicted model, not a curated record. Lineage: Eukaryota; Viridiplantae; Streptophyta; Magnoliopsida; Nymphaeales; Nymphaeaceae. The transcript has 8 exons. The coding region runs from base 542 to 2551 and encodes 669 amino acids. Gene Ontology annotation, cellular component: plasma membrane. Gene Ontology annotation, biological process: protein phosphorylation. Gene Ontology annotation, molecular function: ATP binding; protein kinase activity; carbohydrate binding.
AAAGGAAGCACAAUGCAAAACAAAGCAUAUAGACUCCCAGACACAGAGGAACACUCCACAUAACCGCAUUUUAGGGCAAGGACACUAGACCUUCCCUCUCUUAAUAAGACAGCGUAGAAGGAGUCAAAAGCUGGUGAAAUCACACCUUGUGGCCCAGAAGGCUGAUGUAGUUUUACUUUACUGCAGGGACCUGCAGUCCUCAUACUUCAGUAACCUGCAGUCCUUCUUUGCAUCCGAGAAGACUUAAGGUCCAUUCAUUUCUUCUCAUUUCUUUGCUUUAUCUCGAGUUAAAGCGGUAUCGGAUUUAGGUGUGUUGCGAUCUCACUUUCAGCUGCAAUUUGUUAUAAAAUAGUGUAUAUUUUAUACUUUUUAACCCUUUCACAGUUCAAAUAAGGGGUAUUUUUGUCACUGACACCUCAACGCACAAUUUUUCGUGGACAGUUUCGCUCACCUCGACCAUAAAAGUGGAGAGUAGCACCAGUGGUCCUCGUACGAUCAAUAACCAAACAACCGUCUUCUGCUACUUAAAAUCUCUGAACUCAUGGCAGAGACAGGCAGAUCUCCAUUUCCUAGCACCAUUUUUAUUAUCCUUCAUCUCCUUCUGUCUCACCUUUUCGUCUCUGCAACUUCGGGUGGAAGCCCCUUUGUCUUUAAUGACUUCCGUGGUUCCAACCUGACCUUAACGGGGUCUGCUAUAGUCACAGGCCCUGGUGCUCUGCGCCUAACCAACAACUCGAACAUCCUGUCUAGUGGCUACACCGGCCAUGCUUUCUACCCUAUGCCUCUGCGUUUCAGGGACCCGUCACUUGUUAACAGAACUUUCUCCUUCAGUAGUCGGUUCAUCUUUGCCAUUGUUUCGGAGAUGCAGAAUUCCGGAUGUUGCGGCUUUGCGUUCACUGUGGCGCCCUCCUCCGAUCUGCCCACAGCUGUAGCUGGCAACUUCAUGGGCCUCGUCAACAAAUCCACCGACGGCAAACCCUCCAAUCACAUAUUUGCAGUUGAAUUCGACACUCUGUCGGGAUCGUCAGCGAACGAUCCCGACGGUAACCACGUGGGCGUCGACAUCAACAGUGUGACCUCCAACUUCACUGAGCCUGCGGCUUACUACACGGAUGAGUCGACGAAUCAAACGAUUAAUCUGCAAAGUGGUGAAAGCUUGCAGGCAUGGAUCGACUACGAUGGCGUUUCAGGCUUGAUCAACAUAACCAUAGCUCCUCUGUCCCACCCUCUAAGGCCUCACCGCCCCCUGAUAUCUUACCCUCUAAAUUUAUCUCCUCUUCUGCAAGAAUUCAUGUACGUAGGAUUCUCUUCCAGCACCAAGUUGCUAAUCAGUGAACACUAUAUCCUAGCAUGGAGCUUUGCAAUCAAUGGAGAAGCUCCACCUCUGGACUUGUCAAAACUUCCCCGGUAUCCAAAGAUUAAACCGACUGGGAAAACCUCUAGACUCCUGCCAUAUACUUCAACCUUAGCACUCUUCCUUGUCACCACCAUAGCCAUUGCUUCCUAUCUACUGUACAGAAGGUGGAGGCUUUAUUCAGAGUCGGUUGAAGAAUGGGAACUGGAUUACCCUCACAGAUUUCCCUACAAGGAACUUUAUAGAGCAACCAAAGGUUUUAGGGAGAAGGAGCUGUUGGGCAGGGGAGGUUUUGGCAGUGUUUACAAAGGAGUUCUGCCCAGCAGCGGCUUGGAGGUUGCAGUCAAGAAGGUGACAAAUGGUGCCACACAGGGGAUGAGAGAGUUUGUAGCAGAGAUAUCAAGCUUGGGGAGGAUGAGACAUAGGAACUUAGUCCAGCUGCAGGGUUGGUGCAGGCGUGGAGAGGACCUGCUGCUGGUGUAUGAUUUCAUGGUUAAUGGAAGCCUAGAUACCUUUCUUUUCAACCAGCAAAAGGUACUCCUUUCCUGGAAAGAAAGGUUCAAGAUUCUCAAGGGAAUUGCUUCUGGCCUGCUGUAUCUGCAUGAAGGGUGGGAGCAGGUGGUUGUGCACAGAGACAUAAAGGCAAGCAAUGUAUUAUUGGACGCUGACAUGAAUGGCAAGCUCAGUGAUUUUGGCCUCGCAAAGUUCUAUGACCAUGGAAGCAACCCCCAAACGACUCGUGUUGUAGGCACACUGGGUUACAUGGCACCUGAGCUCUCGCAGACGGGCAAGGCCACGACGAGUGCCGACGUCUUCUCCUUUGGCGCAUUGCUUCUUGAGGUGGCGUGUGGAAGGCGGCCCAUGGACUAUAAGAAAUCUGAGGAAGAAGUCAUGGUGGUAGACUGGGUGCUCAUGUGCUGGAGGAGGGGAAGGAUACUUCAUGCAGUGGAUGAGCGGCUUGGUAUGAAUUAUGUAAGGGAAGAGGCAGAAUUGGUACUCAAGCUUGGCAUCCUCUGCUCUCAGGCUGCACCUGAGGCUAGGCCUAGCAUGAUGCAGGUGGUUCAGUUUCUCAAACGGGAUGCAUCCAUGGAGGACUUUGUAGUUGAAAAUCUAGUCAUGGAGUCUGAUUGUAGGAGCUUUGAACAGGUAGUCCUCGCAUACCCUUCUUCUGACAGGUUGUCGCUGAGCUCGCUUUGAUCGAACUGACAAUCAUUUCUUCACUGUUCGAGCUAACAAGUUAACAAAAUUUGAGCCGUAGCCGCUUUUUGCAGAGCACCCUAGGAACAGAAAAGAGGAUCAUGGUGGGAUUGCUUUUGAAAUGUUCAAGUGUAUAAGUGGACCAGAGGCCUUCGUUGCUUUCUUUGAAUCAUUAAUGUGAACAGGGCGGGGCGUCAACAGGAUAUGUAUUUACUCUCUCAGAUCAUGGGUAACUAUCAUCUGACUUGACUUGGAAAUUUCAUGACGAAGGGUCGUACCUGCUUUGAAGAAAUCGGAAGCUAUCAACUCAUUUUGACAGAUGUGGGUCCGCAAUCAGAUUUGGUGACCAAUUCGUCAAUACAGACCGCUAAGUUUGCAGGAGAUUUUUCUUCGCUGUCCACAUGGUGAAGAUCACUUCAAAUCCAAACCACUUGAUGUGGAUUGCUUCUUGGAGAGAAAGGCUUACAUGAGCACUAGAGCUGAUUUGUGCGAGAAUAGAGGAUGAUUGAGCUGCUGCCAGAAAAUAGAGAGUUACCGGUGAAAAUUUUGCCAUCACGGCGACUGCGCCCCCAAUCUCCAACCGGAAUUGGGAUUUUCUGCAAUCUGGUGACUUGUUCCCUCAAAUUCCUUUGUUAUUUAGUUUCCUGUGUUUCGUAUUGAUCAAUUCUGUAUUCAAUUGGGAAAAACAACAAUUAUGUCGAGGGCAAAAGGCGGCAGAGAAAUGAGUUGACGUCCUUCAAACCAGUGGAAUUGACUAUCGAGCAGGUUUCGGCCUGAAACCUGAGUUCUUGGAGGAGUUACUAACGAAGAUUCAGAUCAAUUUGAGCUUCCAGGAAAGAAUGCCCAAAUUCAAAAGUAUUGCCUCCUUCGAGAGCUGAAUGUGUUCACCGGCGAGGCGGAGCCUCGAUUGCAUCCCCAAUUCUUCCACAGAUUGGGUUAAGUCUAUCAAUCCGAUGACGAAUUCUAACUACAGACUCAUACUGAAUAUCUCCUUAACUGGAUUCGGAUUUGGUGUGGCUUUUGAGCUGAAUUUCCAGCUACAGAACCUGUGGUCGAACAUUCCCAGGCGCUGUGAACAGGUGCUGCUGCUGAAAGUGAACGCAUCCGCCGGCGCUUACCAGUGAUCGUCACCCCCAAAAUCUAUCAUCUCCUGUGGUUCAAUUGUCAAUCUGAAACUGCACCCGAAGUGUGAAGUAGCUGUGUCGAAGAUCGCUGGCCAACUGCUUCCCCUGCUCUCCUCCACCACCGCUUCUCCUUCUUUGAUAUAGAACUGUUUUUCUCAUUCUCGGAAGUAGCGGGCAUUCAAUUUUUUUGAUCAUGGCCGAUACCCUCAACAAUCAAGCAGCAGCAGCUCUAGCAGUUUGAAAGGAGGAAACGAUCAAAGUCAUGGGAUACUUAAGAUCAUCUCUAUUCUUCUCAACGACACCAAUGAUCUCAAUUGGGCUAAAGCUGCCCAUCUUUUGCUGAGUGGGCGAUCUAAAGUGGGAUAUAUAUCAGUGGAAAAAUCAUGCCUCCAGCAAAGGAUGAUCCUCAUCAUGAAGAUUGAGAAUUUGAGAAUGACAUGUAACUCAAUGUCAAACUCAGCUUUAGAAGUCAUGGAGAUGUAACCGCCCCUCUAGAAGUGAGCAAAUUGCAUGAUACUUGGCCAGAGAAGCACCUCUAUGAAAGACUAUGGGUGAGUGCGAAGGAAGUGAGAGAACAUUUCAAAUGGAUGGACACACUAGACAAACUGUUAAGUAUGCUGACUGCAACUUGUGAACAGAAACCUCAGCCCCGAGCAACAAUAGUAGUAGACAAGCCGACAAAUAAGUCGACUGCAACUUGUAAACAGAAAUCCUAAAAGCAGAGCCAGGCUGCAUUUCAGUGUCUUGUUGAUCAAAAUUUUGGAACCAACAGGUUGGACAUCCGAGUUUAGCUUCGACAACUAGUGUGCUUGUUAAUUGAGAAGAGAACAAAAUACACUUUCUUAGUCUUGUAAAUUGUGCUUGUUAAUGGAGCAGAAUAACAUUGUGGAUGUACUCAUAUUCCCAAUCUUAGGCUUUCCACGUUUUUUCCAGAUACCACUUUCUUAGUCUUGUAAAUUGUAUUUGACUUUUUUUUAAAUAUGACGACUUACCUAACCUCUACCAAGUUG